UCCUGUGCUUUGCCGAUCAUCCUGAAAACUGACCAAAUCACAGAAGGGGACGUUCAGCUUGCUGAGAAAUAUCUCCAUAGCUACUACCCUGAACCAGAGGGGACCCCUGUCUUAAGAAGCAGAGGUGAUAAUAAGAAUAUGACUGGCAAAAUCCGACAAAUGCAGGAAUUCUUUGGGCUGAGAGUGACAGGCCAGCUGGAUUCACGCACCUUGGAUGAAAUGAAGAAGCCUCGAUGUGGAGUUCCUGAUAUAGGAGAGUUUCGCACCGCUCGUGCACUUAACCGAUGGCCAAAGAAAGACCUGACAUACAGCAUCCAGAACUACACGCCAGAUAUGGAUCCUGCUGACAUAGAAGAUGCUAUUGAGAGAGCUUGGAAAGUGUGGAGUGAUGUGACCCCCUUGACGUUCACGCAAACGUCCGCAGACUCUGCAGAUAUAUUGAUCUCUUUUGUUGCAAGAUACCAUAGAAGCAAUCCCUACGAUCGUGGCUUUGAUGGAUAUGGAGGAGAACUGGCUCAUGCUUUCUUCCCUGCAUAUGGUGGAGAUGCCCAUUUUGAUGAGGAUGAAAACUGGUCAAAGGAUUUGAAAGGAACAAAUCUUUUUCUGGUUGCUGCUCAUGAGUUUGGUCACACCCUGGGUCUUGGACAUUCUGACACUUGGGGGUCUCUGAUGUACCCAAUAUAUGUGCCUUCACACCCCCAAAACUUCAGGCUUCAUGAGGAGGACAUUUAUCGCAUCCAGAGUCUUUAUGGACCCCCUGAAUAUAAUGAUGAUGAUGAUGACGACAAUGAUGACGACACACGAGAAUCCAAAUUUCCCACAAACUCUCCAGCAGAAGAAUCAACACCAGACAUGUGUGACCCUCACCUCUCUUUUGAUGCUGUCGCCACUUUCCGAGGAGAAACUCUGUUCUUUAAAGACAGCUUCAUGUGGCGGACAAAUCCUCAAAGAAGGAACAUUGAAAAAGGACCCAUUUCUGCUUUCUGGCCAGCCUUGAAAGGUGGCAUUGAGGCUGCUUAUGAACUUGAAGAUAAAGACAUCUUAUUUCUUUUUAAAGGACAGAAGUACUGGGCUACCCAGGCAAAUAUUAUACGGCCAGGUUACCCAAAGAAUAUCCAUGCCUUGGGCUUCCCGAAAACUGUAAAGAAAAUUGAUGCAGCUCUUUUCAACAAAGACACAAAGAGAACAUUAUUCUUUUCAGGAGAUGAGUACUGGAGUUAUGAUGAAACAAAGAUGUCUAUGGAGAAUGGCUAUCCAAGAAAGAUCAGCUCAGACUUCCCUGGAAUUCCCUCUACAGUGGAUGCGGCUUUACAGCAUAAUGGACACUUCUAUUUAUUCAGCGGCUCAAAGCAAUAUAAGUUUGACAGCAAGCAGAAAAGAUUUACUGGUGUACAGAAAAGCAACUCCUGGUUUGGCUGCCGGUGACAUGGGAAGAAAGAACAACGGAGUCUCUGCUUCCUCUGUGGAACGCUUUGAUCCUCUCUCUUCUUGUUGGCUUUAUUUGCUCCACCCAUAUCUGUG
Gekko japonicus is the source of this 1521-nucleotide messenger RNA. Its product is annotated as stromelysin-1-like. The record is from RefSeq and is a predicted model, not a curated record. NCBI's taxonomy places the organism in Eukaryota, Metazoa, Chordata, Lepidosauria, Squamata, Gekkonidae. The transcript has 10 exons. Bases 139 to 1425 code for a protein of 428 amino acids. Gene Ontology annotation, cellular component: extracellular matrix. Gene Ontology annotation, biological process: collagen catabolic process; extracellular matrix organization; proteolysis. Gene Ontology annotation, molecular function: metalloendopeptidase activity; zinc ion binding.